ACCAAUUUAAUCGAUUGGUUAAUCAGGUUUAUCUUCCAAUGAUGGAGCAUUUAGCACGUAACGAAAAAAAUCGGGAAUGGCUCGACACACUGACUGAUUUUCAAGAAAUAUUAGUUCAAUUUUUACUGCUGAUUGAAGAUCGCGAUCUCACCAAAGUUGAAAAUCCCAUUAAGCCAAAGACCUCUAGUAAAGGUUACCCGACAAAUUUUCCAACACUGAGGGACGAGUCCGUCUUCUGGCAGAAACAACUGAUUGAUCUCAGCCAUCAGCAACAAUGGAUGGUGCAAAACUGGGGAGAAGUGACGAUAGAGACGGAAUCAUCCUUACGCCAAGUCCACUACACUCUCAAACUCUUCCGGCUAGUCAGAGAACCAAUUCAAGUGAAUAUUUCAUCCGUGAGAUUUUCUCUGAAUCCUAAUUAA
Messenger RNA from Daphnia pulicaria, 422 nucleotides. RefSeq lists its product as uncharacterized. The record is from RefSeq and is a predicted model, not a curated record. The coding region runs from base 39 to 422 and encodes 127 amino acids. The transcript is spliced from 3 exons. Lineage: Eukaryota; Metazoa; Arthropoda; Branchiopoda; Diplostraca; Daphniidae.